AUGGGCAAAGAAGACAAGAAACGCAAGAGCAAAUCCCAAGACAAGGAUAGAAAAGAAAAGAAAAAGCAAAAGACCAGCAAGCAUAGCCAUAAACAUAGCAGCAACAUUGACAACACCAGCGUAACCAAAUCAGCAAGCCCCGUUGUUGUCGCCAAAACCACCACCAUCAACACCUACAGCUCGUUCUCGGAAAUCGUCACCCAACUAUACCUCCAUUUGGCUCCCAUAUGGGCUGAAAAUGCCACGGAAGGCGUUAUUGAGCAGCUUAAUGCAUUCCUCAUGAAAUUUGUUCCACAAUUAGACGGCAUCGUUCUUGCACAUUCGAAUCUUGAGUUUUUGACAGACAAGGGAAAGAUUCUGUAUGACUCACCGUUCUGUCACUUUUUCGUCCGCGUCAAAUUCUUGGUUUGGAAACCGCGAAAGGGCACAAAACUUGUGGGCCGCAUUAACUUACAGUCGCAAGAUCAUAUUGGUCUGCUGAUUUACGGCACAUUCAAUGCGUCGAUCCCAAGCAAAAGCAUACCAACUGAUGUAUAUGAAUGGCGCGCGUCCGAAAUUGAAGCUGAAGACCACGCUGCACAAGAUGAUAACGAUGACGAAGAUGAAAGCAAGGAAGAUGAUGAUGAUGACGAAGUAGGACCUACAGCAACUAGUACGGAAGAAAGGAAACCAAGUCAGUAUGGCGAAUGGGUUAAUAAGACUACCGGUGUACCCGUUGGUGGUGAUGAUGGCACCGUUGAAUUUAACGUAGUCGAUAUCAUCGAAGCAAACGACAUCCUUACCGUUACCGGAUCAUUAUAG
Messenger RNA from Zychaea mexicana, 801 nucleotides. RefSeq lists its product as uncharacterized. The transcript is spliced from 4 exons. Gene Ontology annotation, biological process: DNA-templated transcription initiation; DNA-templated transcription. Gene Ontology annotation, cellular component: RNA polymerase I complex. The coding region runs from base 1 to 801 and encodes 266 amino acids. The record is from RefSeq and is a predicted model, not a curated record. Lineage: Eukaryota; Fungi; Mucoromycota; Mucoromycetes; Mucorales; Lichtheimiaceae.